Arvicola amphibius (Eurasian water vole) is the source of this 792-nucleotide messenger RNA. It is a transcript of the gene Klk1, whose product is annotated as kallikrein 1. The coding region runs from base 4 to 792 and encodes 262 amino acids. Lineage: Eukaryota; Metazoa; Chordata; Mammalia; Rodentia; Cricetidae. The record is from RefSeq and is a predicted model, not a curated record. Gene Ontology annotation, molecular function: serine-type endopeptidase activity. The transcript has 5 exons. Gene Ontology annotation, biological process: zymogen activation; regulation of systemic arterial blood pressure.
ACCAUGUGGUUCCUGAUCCUGUUCCUAGCCCUGUCCCUGGGAGGGACUGGUGCUGCACCUCCCAUCCAAUCUCGGGUCAUCGGAGGAUUUAACUGUGCGAAGAAUUCUCAGCCCUGGAUGGCAGCCGUCUACCACUACUCCAAAUUCCAGUGUGGGGGCAUCCUGGUGCACCCCGAGUGGGUGCUCACCGCUGCCCACUGCUACAAUGACAAGUACCAGGUUUGGCUGGGCCGCAACAACCUAUAUGAGGAUGAACCCUUAGCUCAGCACCUGUUUGUCAAGGAAAGCGUCAUUCACCCUGACUUCAACCUGGACCUCCUGAAGAACACCACCAAGUACCUUGAGAGGGACUACAGCAGUGACCUGAUGCUGCUGCACCUUGCCCAGCCCGCUGAAAUCACAGAUUAUGUGAAGGUCCUCAGCCUGCCCACCCAGGAACCCAAGCUGGGGAGCAGCUGCCUUGCCUCAGGCUGGGGUAGCAUUGAACCCAGCAAGUUCGAAUUCCCAGAUGAUCUCCAGUGUGUGUACCUCGAUCUCUUGCCUAAUGAGGAGUGUGCCAAAGCCCACUUCGAUACAGUGACUGACUUGAUGCUGUGUGCAGGAGACUUGAAAAAUGGAAAAGACACUUGUGUGGGUGACUCAGGGGGCCCGCUCAUCUGUGAUGGCAUGCUUCAAGGUGUCACAUCAUGGGGCCCUACACCAUGUGGCAUAGCAGAGAAACCGGGCAUCUACACCAAACUUAUUGGUUUCGUCCCCUGGAUAAACGAAGUUAUAAAGCAAAACACUAACUGA